UUCCAGAUUUAAUGGGAUCUGUUUUUGAAUAAUCAAGAAUUAAAUCAAGGGCAAUUUGAACAUAGAUCAAAGUAUUUGAUAUAAUUUGAAUUUUCUAAAGUUUAUGGGGAAAAUGGAUUCUGAACAAAGCUCGUGAUAUUACACGCAAUUAACCCUAAUCAAAAUUAGGUAAUUUUGAGAGUGGAACACCCUAUGUCGGAAAGUCAAGUUCUCGCGACCUAGGGAGUACGCAAACGCGUUACAACUAAAGAGAAAUUGAGUCUCACAUUCCAAACCACUAGGAAAUUUCCACCGUAAUUUCCUUUCCAUUUGCGGAAGAGAAUGUAUUUGUGAGCACAAAACUCAGCAUCCCCAUUUCUUGAAUAUCUAUCACAAAAUGGGCAGAAAGAUUUUAUCAGAAGCCGAUAUCUGCGGCCCGUGCUACCGGAAGCAUCCAGUGUCGACAUCAUUAGUGUUGUCCCUCGGGAUUGCCGGCGCCGCUCUUCUGAUCCUGUCGUACUUAGCGCUGCGCAGAUGCGUGUGGCGGCGGCGGAGGGGAUCUCCGGCGCCGAUGACUUACAGCAAUAGAGAAGAACUGGCGGGGCCCGUGAUUGAUCAUCCCAUAUGGUACAUCCGCACUACGGGGCUCCCGCAAUCCCUGAUCGAAUCAAUCCAGCAGAUGAAGUACAAGAAAGGGGAGGGAUUGAUCGGAACGAGUGAUUGCUCUGUCUGCCUGAGCGAGUUCGUGGACGGCGAGACCCUCCGCCUUCUGCCUAAAUGCAGACACGCCUUCCACGUGGCCUGCAUCGACACGUGGCUCGGGUCGCACACCAACUGCCCUCUCUGCCGCGCCUCCAUUCUCGAUGAUGGAGAAGAAGGAAGUGGAGAAAUUAGUGAUGAAAUGGAGCGUGUGAGUGUGAGGAGGUCUGUUUCACUGGAUAUCUCCUCUGCCGUCAAUAAUAAUACUUUUGAAGCGAACAAGGCUUUUUCGAGCAAGAGAUCGGUCUCCAUGAGUGGUUGUGGGUCGUCGUCGAUAUUAGUUUGAUUGGAGACAUUCAGCUGCUCUGUUUUUCUUUCGGAUGAAAAGUGGAAUAUCUUGGAUUUCUAGUACUGUAAUGUAGUGGCAGUGUCAGCGAUUCCGUGUUUGUAAAUAAAUUGAGGUGUGCAAUUUUGCUCUAAAGGUCCCCCCAAAAAAGAAAAAAAAGAAA
Molecule: messenger RNA, 1187 nt
Organism: Salvia miltiorrhiza (redroot sage)
Lineage: Eukaryota; Viridiplantae; Streptophyta; Magnoliopsida; Lamiales; Lamiaceae
Product: E3 ubiquitin-protein ligase RING1-like
Exons: 1
Coding region: 377-1024 (215 amino acids)
Biological process (GO): protein ubiquitination
Source: RefSeq, a predicted model, not a curated record